This is a messenger RNA of Sardina pilchardus (European sardine), 1963 nucleotides long. RefSeq names its product transmembrane protein 19 (gene tmem19). Lineage: Eukaryota; Metazoa; Chordata; Actinopteri; Clupeiformes; Clupeidae. The transcript is spliced from 7 exons. Gene Ontology annotation, cellular component: membrane. Bases 135 to 1157 code for a protein of 340 amino acids. The record is from RefSeq and is a predicted model, not a curated record.
CUGGUAGCCAGGAAGAAGCCGGACGUGACUACAGAUCUGUACAACAUUUCAAAUUUGGAGGAAAUUUAUGGUAGAAAUCAAAAUGGAUAGGCCAACGUCUAAUUAUCACAACUUCAUUUUUGGAGGCGUUUACUAUGUCAAGGAUCAAACUGAAUGAAUAUGAGCUAGCAAUCACAGAAUAUUCCAAGAUGAUGAUGGACAUGAUACUGCUGUGCUUCACCCUGGCACUCUCCUUGAUGUUCUGGCUCAUCUCCUUAACGGUCAACUCAUACUCAGGUGCGGGGCAUCCUGUGUCUCCAUGGAGAUGGCUCUUCUCUGUGUUGCUCCCGCUCACGCUCACUCUGCGAGCCGUGAAGAAGCGAAGCCUCGAUUACUCCGGGGCUCUCGGAGCGAUGGUUGUAGGCGUCAUUCUCACUGUGGCCAACUUCAGCUUCCUUUUCGCACUGUUUGCUUUUUUCAUCACUUCAUCCAAACUGACAAAAUGGAAGGGUGACAUUAAAAAGCGUCUGGACUCAGAAUAUAAAGAAGGUGGGCAGAGGAACUGGAUUCAGGUGCUCUGCAAUGGCGGCGUACCCACGGAGUUAGCGCUGCUCUAUAUGAUCGAGGUGGGCUCGGGGGAGAUCCCCGUGGACUUCGGGAAGCAGUACUCGGCAUCCUGGAUAUGCUUGUCCCUCCUGGGAGCGUUGUCCUGCAGUGCGGGGGACACCUGGGCCUCAGAGGUGGGGCCCGUCCUCAGCAAGACCAAGCCGCGGCUCAUCACCACCUGGGAGGAGGUGCCGACAGGAACAAACGGAGGAGUAACCCCCGUGGGAUUAGUGGCCAGCUUCCUGGGGGGAUUAACGGUGGGCGCAUCGUACUUUAUCUCCCAGAUUCUGUUUGUAAGCGACUUGCACCUGGCAGUUCCUCAGUGGCCCAUCGUCCUCUACGGAGGAAUGGCCGGCCUUCUGGGAUCAGGCUUGGACUCUCUUCUGGGAUCCGAAAUGCAAUAUUCAGGCUAUGACGAGAGUAUUGGCAAAGUUGUGAACUACGAGUCGAAAACAACCAAAAGAAUAUGUGGGAAACCGAUCCUGGACAACAACGCCGUGAACCUCUUCUCCUCACUUCUCAUCGCCCUUUUCCUGCCUGGGCUCGCCUGGGCGCUUUGGCCCCGAUUAUAAACGUUUUGGCAACAUUGUCAGGAUGUUCGGUACAGUUUGGAAAAUGGUCUCAACUUGGAAAUUAUUCUAUGUGUAUUUGUGGGUGUAGUAAGAAUGAGCACAAUGGUGAAAGCAGGGUGUUCAUAGAUUGAGUAAAGGGUCAAGAUAAAUGUAUUUAAAUCUGGAAUGUAGGCUAUAUGUGAUUGUACUGUUUUGAGGUUAUGCAAAUCUUAACAUUUCAUAUAAGAUGUUUGAAAUCCUGAAAGUUGUUUUAUUUAAUUGUGAAUUGCAUUGAACGCAACGUUUGUGUGCGGUUUAUAAAGGGUUUUUUCUUCACGUAUCCAGGGAAGAAUGAGAGCUACACUGGUACGCGACGUGUAUCUCUUUAAAAAUGACUCCUGGCAGCAGUAUUCUAUACAUUCUUCACGUUUGUGUCGUCAUUGUUCAGGUCAUCUCAACGUCGUGCCGUCUCCUCGCUGCCCUCCACUCUUAUCUGCCCCUGGAGCCUGUGCUGGUUCAUCUCUCUCUGGGUUACUGUUCAGUUACUCACCGUUACGGAUCAGGAACCACCACAAGCUUUCUCUGGGUUACUGUUCAGUUACUCACCGUUACGGAUCAGGAACCACCACAAGCUUUCUCUGGGUUACUGUUGAUAGCUACUCACCGUUACGGAUCAGGAACCACCACAAGCUUUCUCUGGGUUACUGUUGAUAGCUACUCACCGUUACGGAUCAGGAACCACCACAAGCUUUGCAGUUUGUCAGUGCUCUGGUAUGUUGACCACCGCAAACUAUCAAAUACUGCUGACUUGCAAAAUAAAAGACUAA